Molecule: messenger RNA, 1710 nt
Organism: Alternaria infectoria
Lineage: Eukaryota; Fungi; Ascomycota; Dothideomycetes; Pleosporales; Pleosporaceae
Exons: 2
Coding region: 1-1710 (569 amino acids)
Source: RefSeq, a predicted model, not a curated record
AUGAACCUGCAAUCCGAUGCCUCGUUGGAGGACGCCAGGGAUAACGUCGCUAGAGUCACACCCGAGCACAACGAGAUGGAAGACGCAGAUGCUGAGAGAGAGCAAGAUAUCGGUCUUAACCUGACUACCCAGGACCUGGUAAAAGUCCAGUCAGAUUACAACAGAAAGUUAAGAGUCGUCAACCAGAGGCUCAAAGAAAAGAGGAAGGAAGACGAGAACGAGGCGAAGACGAAGAUCCAACACCCAGAAGGAACAGCGCCACAGGACCUGACCCGAGGAAAAGCAGCGAGUGAGGACGAAACUGGACUGGAAGAGAACGUGACAUCCCGCAGCUGCACCUCGACCAGCCCGGGCGUUUCGACAGCAGCCACGUCCCCGACUGAAACCAUGAAGAUAGCGAGUGCACCGUCCCGUCGAGAUCCGGUGCUGCCCCAUGUAGCAACUUUUCAGAUCGAAACUGCCGAGGAAUUCAACGACCUCGAAAUCUGGGGAUGGGAAAAAAUGCGGCCGAAAAUCUACCAAUUUGGAGAGCCCUAUACGAAAGUACGCGGUAUUAAUUUCAAGGAUAAUACCAACGGCGGCACUACACAGGGUACAAGAGAUCUCCUACUGUUCAUGGAGGACGCAGACUCGCUCGACAUGCUGAGGACGCAAAGGUACUCCACUCAAUUUUGCAACAUUAUCGAAAUAUCGCCGGGAAGUCGACAAUCGUUCAAAUUCUACUGGGUGGAGCUCGAUCACACGAUGAAGAGCCCGAGGAGAGACGAGCUUAAAAACAAACUUCCCUCAUGGCGCAAACUCACCGGAUUGGAUUACAAAGACAUCGAGCCAGACGACCAUAACACGGAGUCCGAUCGUUGCAGAGCGCCGAAAUCAGUGGCACAUCGCAAAAAGUGCAGAGAGAUCAGGAAUAUAUGGCCGUCGUGGGCUGAGGGGGCCGACAUACCCGAGAAUCCCAAAUUCGAACCAUUGAAGGCCCAGUCGACCAUAACCCCUCCGAACAGCCAGCCAAAACCUAGGGGUAGACCACCUGGAUCUUCAAAAAAGACACAGGCUCUCGAAGAAAAGAACGGGUCGCAGGACGUUUUGGAAUCACGAUUGGGCAAAGACAAGGACCACCCCAUGACGGUCGAAGAAGAAGAGAGUAACACGCAGCAGACAUCUCAAAUUACUUCAAACCAGGACGCCGCGAGGGAGUUGGACUUCCCAAAGCAGGGAAGUAGGAGAGUGAAAGCUCGAGCGGUAGCUGAGAAACGUGGAAGCGGAUCGAAGAGGAAGGCCCCUGCGCAUGCCGAUACCGACGAUGAAGACGAACGACAACACGGCCAUGGAAAGCGUGUGUGUGAAGAGGACUGGGGCCCUUUGUCUCAAAGAACCCGUUCUCAAAACAACGCCACUGCUGCUCGGCGAUCAUCGGCACUUGAGGAUAGCAUGGCCAGAUCAGGUUUUGUUUGUUCAGAAGACAGUUCUACUGAUGCUUCGACCGGAUCCACCGAGAACUCUUCCCAGACUUCGCUCGCCAGCAGUACCACGCAGCUCGCCAGCAGUACCACGCAGCUCGAACUGAUGCGUAAAGCCAUGUCGCCGCAGAUCGUGAUGGUUGCCGAGAAUGAGUUGGAACAGGGUGAGGCGCAAGAUACUGAGGACUGGAUGGAAGAAGUCUUCACCUCCAACGAUGAUGAGUCCGAUUACAUGGCCGACAUGCAUUGA